This is a messenger RNA of Misgurnus anguillicaudatus (oriental weatherfish), 3229 nucleotides long. The record is from RefSeq and is a predicted model, not a curated record. Lineage: Eukaryota; Metazoa; Chordata; Actinopteri; Cypriniformes; Cobitidae.
AAGAUUCUUCCUGCUGUAUCGCGCAGAUCCGCCCUGUCUCCCCCCCCACUGGUGGAUCUCGUGUGCUGAGUGGUACAAGCCGGUUAGCAUGCCACUCAUACGCAAUAUCUAAUCAAAAUUAAUACGAGUCGUAAUUAUAAAUUAAACAAAUAACUGCAGUUGGAGCAAAGUCGCUGAAAUAUUGGCGCCAAGGAGGGAGUGGGUUGGUGGACAGAGGGGCGCGUGGCGGUGGGAAGUGCUCUCCUAACCAGAUCCUCCAGCACGGCUCGCUCAGAACAUGGCGGAACACCACACCGCCUCCGAUUGUAAGCACAAAGCGAGCUCCAACGCCGGGAGUUCGGUCUCUGGCAACGGGCGGCCUAACUCUCCUGCUGGAUGUAGCGGGGGAGGCCUGUCCGGUGGACUGACGCAGCCGGCGGGAUGGCAGUCGUUGCUGUCGUUCACCAUUCUGUUUCUGGCCUGGUUGGCAGGAUUCAGCUCUCGACUUUUCGCAGUUAUUCGUUUCGAGAGUAUCAUUCACGAGUUUGACCCCUGGUUUAACUACAGAUCGACUCAUCAUCUCACCACUAACGGCUUUUAUGAGUUCCUGAACUGGUUUGAUGAGAGAGCAUGGUACCCGCUGGGCAGAAUAGUAGGGGGGACGGUGUAUCCUGGUUUAAUGGUGACUGCGGGUUUGAUUCACUACAUACUGAAUCUGCUCCAUGUGACGGUGCACAUCCGUGAUGUUUGCGUGUUCCUGGCGCCCGUUUUCAGCGGCCUGACCUCCAUUUCCACAUUUUUGUUAACGCGUGAGCUGUGGAAUCAGGGUGCGGGGCUGCUGGCGGCAUGUUUCAUUGCCAUCGUACCCGGCUACAUCUCUCGCUCCGUGGCCGGCUCGUUCGACAAUGAGGGUAUUGCCAUUUUCGCCUUGCAGUUCACCUACUACCUCUGGGUUAAGUCGGUGAAAACUGGCUCAGUCUUCUGGACCAUCGGAUGCUGCCUCUCGUACUUUUACAUGGUGUCUGCAUGGGGAGGCUACGUCUUCAUCAUCAACCUGAUUCCCCUCCACGUGUUUGCGCUUCUCCUUAUGCAGCGUUUCAGCAGGAGGCUCUACAUCGCCUACAGUACCUUUUAUAUAGUGGGCCUGGUGCUGUCCAUGCAGAUCCCAUUUGUCGGCUUCCAGCCCAUCAGGACAAGCGAGCACAUGGCUGCUGCAGGUGUAUUCGCGUUGCUUCAGGCCUACGCCUUUUUGCAGUAUCUAAAGGACAGGCUGACCAGGCAAGAGUUUCAGACGCUGUUCUUUCUGGGAGUCUCUCUGGCUGCAGGACUGGUUUUCCUCACUGUUAUUUACCUGACUUACACAGGGUACAUUGCUCCUUGGAGUGGGCGUUUUUACUCGCUGUGGGACACUGGAUACGCAAAGAUCCACAUUCCCAUCAUCGCCUCCGUCUCAGAGCACCAGCCCACCACGUGGGUCUCUUUCUUCUUUGAUCUCCACAUCCUGGUCUGUACCUUCCCAGCCGGGCUCUGGUUCUGCAUCAAGAACAUCAACGAUGAAAGAGUUUUCGUGGCUCUGUACGCCAUCAGCGCCGUGUACUUCGCCGGGGUAAUGGUGCGUCUGAUGUUGACUCUCACCCCGGUCGUGUGCAUGCUCUCAGCCAUCGCCUUCUCCAGCGUGUUCGAGCACUACCUGGGUGAUGACAUGAAGCGCGAAAACCCGCCGGCUGAGGACAGCAGUGAUGAGGAUGACAAGAGGAAUCAGGGGAAUCUUUAUGAUAAGGCAGGCAAAGUACGAAAGCACGUGUCGGAGCAGGACCGACCGGAGGAGGGCUUGGGACCCAACAUCAAAAGCAUCGUGACCAUGUUGAUGCUGAUGUUACUUAUGAUGUUUGCCGUGCACUGCACCUGGGUCACCAGCAAUGCCUACUCCAGUCCUAGCGUUGUACUGGCAUCAUACAACCAUGACGGAUCGAGGAACAUUUUGGAUGAUUUCCGUGAAGCGUAUUACUGGCUCAGACAGAACACGGAUGAGCACGCUCGGGUCAUGUCUUGGUGGGAUUACGGCUAUCAGAUCGCAGGCAUGGCCAACCGCACGACGCUGGUGGACAACAAUACGUGGAAUAAUAGUCACAUAGCACUGGUUGGUAAAGCUAUGUCCUCUAACGAAAGUGCAGCCUAUGAGAUUAUGAAGUCCCUGGAUGUGGAUUACGUCCUGAUUAUUUUCGGAGGAGUGAUCGGAUAUUCGGGCGACGAUAUUAACAAGUUCCUGUGGAUGGUGCGCAUUGCAGAGGGAGAGCACCCUAAAGAUAUUCGGGAAAGUGAUUAUUUCACACCACAGGGCGAGUUUAGGGUGGAUAAGGCCGGAUCGCCCACCCUGCUCAACUGCUUGAUGUAUAAAAUGUCUUACUAUCGCUUUGGAGAAAUGCAGCUGGACUUCCGCACACCUCCCGGGUUCGACCGGACACGGAACGCCGAGAUCGGCAACAAGGAUAUCCGUCUGAAGCACCUAGAGGAGGCAUUCACCUCUGAACACUGGCUGGUGCGCAUCUACAGGGUGAAGAAGCAGGAGAACAGACAAGCUCUGGAACACAAGCUCCGUAACAUCUCAGCCAAGCAGAAGUACACCUCAAAAAAGACAGCCAAGAGGAAGCGGGGGCUCAUCAAAAACAAAUUGACGGUGAAAAAAGGCAAGAAACUGAACAAGAAGUCCGUUUAGAUAUUGAAUAAAAAGUUGAGAAUGGGGAAAAAUAAGAAAACAAAAGACAAGGACAAAUGCAACUAGUGAGUAAUCCACCAAUCGAGAACAACAACAAACAUUUGUCGUCUGGCACCGCCCACCUGAGUAUAUUUGAUUGGAGGCUUUCGGUCCUGUGAUCGCCAUGACGACACUGAGGUUCCAUCAUGUGUUCGAGGAUGAAGCACGGAUCGGGAUCGACACCUGUUUUAAUCUAACAACUCUGGACUUCAUUUUGUUGUUUUGUUUUUGUUUUGUUUCUCGUUUUUUCUUUUGUACUUGAAUGUGCUGGCGAAGCAAGAGACGUGGCCGUUUUUUAAAACGGCUUGGCAGUCGAUAUUUUCGUGGUAAUGUAAUAUAACCGAAUGCUAAAACGACCAACGGAUAUGAAUUUAGUGAAGCUCAGUGAACCUUGGAGCACCAAAGAAAAUAUUUUUGUUUUGUCGACUCGGAGCCUGUAUGAAAUUGUUACCUUUUGAUAAAGAUGUAAAAAUAAACGUUGUGGAAUCUGAGGAA